Molecule: messenger RNA, 1128 nt
Organism: Cladophialophora yegresii CBS 114405
Lineage: Eukaryota; Fungi; Ascomycota; Eurotiomycetes; Chaetothyriales; Herpotrichiellaceae
Exons: 1
Coding region: 1-1128 (375 amino acids)
Source: RefSeq, a predicted model, not a curated record
AUGGGCUUGGAGCUUUACUGGGUCGACGCCUUGACCGGAGGCGAUUUGAACCGUUGGUUCCCACUCGCUGCGCCGAGCGAUUAUCUCUACUUCCUGCCUCAGCGUGCAGGGGUUGACUCAAGGAAGAAGCUGCGGCUGAUUUCCAGUGCGACUGGUCCGAUCGCUCCACAGCUGGCAAGGAGUGACAGUACCCCAGCAAAGUGGAAGUACUGGCCCACGCCGGCUGCUUUUGGCCGACGGCAGAGCUUGACGAGACUGUUCUUCGGUAACCUCUCAUUUCCCUCGCCAGCGGGUGAUCCGGACAGAGCUUCUAGCGUCGAGGGUUCUUUGAGGACGGACGAGGUUCAAGGAGUCUUACGGACUGUCGAUUGUGAUCACUUCUGUGCCCUCCCCGUUAGCGAUGGAUACCACCUGAUUUUCACUGACCCUGGCAGCGGACUAGUCUGUCUCGGUAGCGAUGCACCACUAGGAGGUCCGACCAGACUUGUCCGGAAGAUUAUGUUCAUUCCACCCGAGCGAGAAAGAGGCCAACGAAAGUCUUCUCCUCUCCGCUAUGCCGUUGGCAAGGCACUCGACUGGGGGCUGAGGCUUGUCGUGGUGUACGAUGACGACCGGGUUGUUCUGUACACUGUCCCGGCGGAUAUUUUCAACCAAAUCCGGGACCAGAAGGGCACCACUGAUGCGUGGGACGAGAACUCUGGGGUUCUGGGGCAGAGUGACCUGAUCAUGGACUCGCUGAUGGCCAGUCAUGAGGAUGACACAGUGGGCGACGCGUCAACUGACGAAGAGACAGACACGUAUGGCGGAGUCGCUAAUCAACCGUUGCAACUGGAGGGGUGUAUCAUUAGCACCGUUGAUGGUCGGGUCGUUGACGAUCUUGCAGUUCAGAGCGAGAAUGGUGGACUUGCUGUGUGGAUUUUCUAUCGAAGCGGCAUGGCCGAACUCUACAAUAUCUAUGCUCCGCGUGGUUAUCAAGUCCAGAGACGGUAUGUUGGCGACAAUGGUCUCGUCUACGAUGACGCAGGAGCAGAGCAAAAGCAUGACGAGCCCAGUAGCCAAACUUCGAAGCACAAAGAGAAGGAGGAAGAUGACAGACACGUCAAGUGGGCAGGCCAAGGAAUUUCUUGA